CAAUGCAGCACUCUUUUGCAUGCUAAGAGAGAACAUAAGAGAACAUGCAACAUUGUUGCCUUUAUAUAUCAAAGAGCAGAUAAAUCAAAUUGGUCUUAUCUCUUAAGGAACGCCAGCUGUAAACGGCGUAGAAUGCAUACCAUAAUGCACACAUAAGCAUCCCCCAAUUUUCACCAUUUUCACCAGCUGACUUUGGGCCUAACAUUCAAUGCGGCUGACCAACAACGUUGCGCCCAGUUAGUGACCAUUUGUGCAGCGUGCCGUGAAGAGGGCCGCCAAAGGGCAACAGCGUCGCAACGCUGCACUUUUAAAGUUGCGCAAUUCCACCAGCUGAGAGAAGAGAGCCACGAAGAGAGUGUUUAGCGCGUGAGAGCACGGCUGCUGUCAUACAGCAUCAGCAACUACCGUCUCAGUUAGCUCACAGCUCAUUUUGACAAUGCCUGUGGGAGGAGCAGACGCAAAAUUUGUUCGACACUCAUAUUUUGGCAAAAAUAAACAAGUGAAUUUCUGAAAACAAAAAAAAAUAAAUAAAAAUUAAUAGUAAAAUUUGGAAUAUUUGUUUUGGUAAUACGUGAAAUUGAAGUACAAGGAUGCGCGGCGAGGAGACCUACAGACGCACCACACGCGAAAAGAUUGUGCUACGUGGCAAUACAGCCAUACGCACCGUGGACUCCACAUCCACCUAUUUGCCUAUGAUGGGCGCAGGCUCAUCGACGCCACCCGCAAGCUUAUCGCAUAUGGCGCGCAUGAUGGACUCAUUAAUCUUGGAUUCGCUGUCACCGUUUGCCUUCACCAAAAUCACCACCACCAGCCGGCCCACGCGUAAUAGCAAUGCGGUGAAGAAGCCGCCGGCAGAAAUCGUGCAUCCACAUCAGCAUCCACAGGCCGCCCCCGUAAAUCCACAUCGGCCCGUCAACAAUCUAGGACCCAAUGCACCCAAUGGCUUGGGCAUUGGCGGUGCGCUGCCGUUGCGCAAUAAGCAGCGGUUGCCCACACAAGUCUACGAUACAGAGGUAGCCCCGCAGCCACGUACCAGCCAGACUGCAAUGCCGUUUCCCUCACAGCAACAGCAGGACAGUCGCUGGGUGUCCUCGUUGCGGCGACGCGAUCCCGAGCUGCAGCCAACGCUCCCCUCCAUUAGCAGCAAUUUGAAUAGCAACAGUCUGAGCCAGAGCCAUCAUGGCAGCGCUGGCAAUGUGGGCAUAGCAGCGAGCAGCACGGCCAGCAAUGCCGGGGUCGGUUUGCGUUUGAGUCGCCCAGGCAGAGCUUCCGCGCUGACAGCAGCUGUGCGCAAGAGUCGGUCCGUGGAACGUUUGCGGGCCCGCAAACUGAGUACCAAUACACAGCUGACACUGAAACAAAGGGCGGUAAAAAAGAAUUCUUUGGAUGAGAACUCGAAUUCGGAUGAUCAGGAUGCGACCACAUCGCUGGAGGAUAAUUCGCAUACACAAUCUACCACGCACAAUACACCAAGAUGUUCGCCCAAGACAAAAGUCAAGCAUUUCUCACCGUUGGGCUAUGAGGGACACCUCGUUGAUACGCUGGAGAAGGACAUACUGCAACGGCAUCCAUGCAUCAAAUGGACCGAGGUAGCUGGUCUCAAUGAGGCUAAGACCAUAUUACAGGAAGCUGUGGUGCUGCCCAAUAUAAUGCCCGAAUUCUUUAAGGGCAUACGUCGUCCGUGGCGCGGAGUGCUUAUGGUGGGUCCACCAGGCACGGGCAAAACCUUGUUGGCUAAGGCCGUGGCCACUGAAUGCGGCACAACAUUCUUCAAUGUUUCCUCAUCCACGCUUACAUCCAAAUACCGCGGAGAGAGCGAGAAGCUGGUGCGUCUGCUCUUUGAGAUGGCGCGCUUCUAUGCCCCUAGCACCAUAUUUAUUGAUGAAAUCGACGCUCUGUGCGCCUCACGCGGCAGCGACUCCGAGCACGAGGCUAGCCGGCGUUUCAAGGCGGAGUUGCUUAUCCAAAUGGAUGGCCUUAAUGCUAGCUUGCAGGAUGACAAGGUCAUCAUGGUGCUGGCAGCCACAAAUCAUCCCUGGGACAUUGACGAGGCUUUUCGACGGCGCUUCGAGAAACGCAUCUAUAUACCGCUGCCCAAUGAGGAAACACGUGCAGCACUGCUAAAGCUCUGCCUUAAGGAUGUAUCGCUGUCGUCUGAUCUCAAUACGAGCAUGAUUGGUGAUGAGUUGCAAGGAUAUUCCGGCUCGGACAUAAGCAAUGUUUGCCGCGAUGCCUCCAUGAUGGCAAUGCGUCGCCUCAUCUCUGGCCGCACGCCGCAACAAAUCAAGCAAAUACGCCGCGAGGAUGUGGACCAGCCCAUCACACUACAGGAUUUUCAGGAUGCUCAGCAGCGCACCAAAAAAUCCGUUUCGGCUGACGAUGUGGCACGUUUCGAGAAAUGGAUGGAGGAGUACGGGUCCUGCUAGUUAUACGAACUAUGUGCUAGCGCAGCACAAAAUCUAUAAAAUCCCCGUAUAUUUACACCCAUACGUAUGUGUACUUCCAAUACGCAAACUUUUUUUAAUUCUUGUAAAAACAAUACAUAUAUGUAUCGAUAUAUAAUUAUAAAAAAUGUUUCCUGUGUUUAAUUGCUCAAGAGCACACACGCUUCACAUUUUGCUCUACACACAGAUAUACACACACAACGGUAUUUUUUAAUACACAUUUAUUCGACAGAAUCCUACUGUAGGCUUAUAGCAACAAAUUGUAUUUUGUAAUCAACAUAUUUAGAACGGAAAAUGUAAUAAAUUAAUCAACACCCA
Molecule: messenger RNA, 2762 nt
Organism: Drosophila virilis
Lineage: Eukaryota; Metazoa; Arthropoda; Insecta; Diptera; Drosophilidae
Gene: kat-60L1
Product: katanin p60-like 1
Biological process (GO): microtubule severing
Cellular component (GO): microtubule cytoskeleton
Molecular function (GO): ATP binding; microtubule binding; ATP hydrolysis activity
Source: RefSeq, a predicted model, not a curated record